Messenger RNA from Podarcis lilfordi (Lilford's wall lizard), 2492 nucleotides. NCBI's taxonomy places the organism in Eukaryota, Metazoa, Chordata, Lepidosauria, Squamata, Lacertidae. The record is from the annotation of a GenBank genome assembly.
GUUCCAUGGUGCUAUCUCCUUUGCAAUUCACUCCAAGGAGAUUCACAACUUUAAAGACUUUCUUCAGAGUGUAUAUCCUCAUUGGACAGAGACAGAUGGUUUUAUCCAAGAUUUCUGGGAAGAUGCAUUCAGUUGUUCGCUUCCAAAUUCCAAUCUCUCAAAAACUGUGUGUACUGGAGAGGAGAUGCUGGAGAGCCUUCCUGCACCAUAUUUUGAAAUGAGCAUGACUGGCCACAGCUACAGUAUCUAUAAUGCUGUCUAUGCUUUGGCACAUGCCUUAAGUAGCAUGCACUUGGCUGGAACCAUCCGCAACAGAAGAGAUGCUAAGGGAAAACUCUCUCCUCAAUAUGUAGAUCCUUGGCAGGUAUUGUUCCCUGUUACAAAGCAUUCACUGCAUUGGUACAUUAUGUGAGUUGGCAUUUAAUCAGCAGUAAAGAAAUAAAAGAAUAAAACUUAAGAAAUUAAAAAUAAACCUUAAGUAAAUUUAUCAAAGAUGGGAAUUAGAAUAUUUCCUAUAAUGCUACUAAACAGACUUUAGAUGACAUAAGGAAAAAACUACACAUAACUGAAGCUGUGCCAACCACCUUCUCCAUACUGAAAACCCCUCCAUUUUCUAUCCACGUCCCUCACCAAUUUUCAGUCUCUCUUACCUGUCCAGUUACCCAGUGGUAUAAGGUUGGGGGCCCCGGCGCAUAAUUAUAAGGGAGCACAACCAGGACCCCAACCCCCAGGCACUGCCUUUUGCAGGGAUCCUCAUAUCAAAGAGAAAAGAAAAUAGCAGCCCAUCAGAGAGCUGCCUCUACCUGGGCACCUCCUGGAAGGCCUUCUCCCCAACUCCUCAUCUUUCCCUGUAUGGCCACUACAUUGGAGGUUCUGCAGCCUCACUGAUAGGUCCCCAGAAGAGGCUAGCAAUUGUGUGAUCACUGUCUCUAGACUCUGCUUUUCUCCUUUCUCCUCCUCUGCCUCUUAGUCUGGAUUUCAGUCUGGCGCAUCCUCUUCCUGCUCCCUUAACCCUGUUGCCUCUUCUGUAUCUGAAAGCUCUUCCUCCCAGUCUGCUCCCUCUUCUCCCACUGACCACUCCUUGUCAUCCCACCACCAAUCCCCUGGCUCUGAGCCUCCUUUCCUUGGGGCGUCCCUUUCGGGUUCUCCAUCUGCUGCUCCCUACUACUUCUCUGCAUCCAACAUCCAACCAUGCUCAAAUCCACUCUAUAAACUAUGGAAAGGUCCAGUCCGAUGUUCUCAUACUGCAUUCCUAUCCUUUAAGAAUAUAAGCUACCAUCUCUUCUCAUACAUAACUUCUCAAAUCCCUUCCCUUUCUUGGAUCUUGACAAAGGCUGGUCUCAAGCAAGCAGGUCUAUCGUCUCAUCUCUCCAUAAUAUCUUGAUACAAGUCUGUUGAAUGUUGAAUCAUCACUGAUUCAUGAUUUCCUACUCAUCCUGUAUGGGCAACUAAAAUAUGGAUGCUCUCCAUUGUGAACUGAAGCGUUUAACCUCGAUUCUCUUUCCACUUAGCUCCACUCAUUCCUGCAGAGAAUCUCAUUCAACAACAGUGCUGGGGAUGAAAUUGCAUUAAAUGAAUAUGGAGAGUUAGCAGCUGGCUUUGAUAUUACCAACUUGGUCACUUUCCCAAAUAAUUCCUAUGUCAGAGUCAAAGUGGGCAGCUUGGAUCCUCAGGCCCCUCCGGGCAAAGAGCUCACCAUUAAUGAAGACAGAAUCAAAUGGCACAGACGAUUCACUAAGGUAUGGAAAUAAUGGCAGAGUCCCUGAAAACACAGAAUUUGUGGUUAUCCACGAAAUGGGAUGCAACAAAAGCACUUCACACAUUAUUCAUUUUGAAAUUCACUAGCACUUGAAAGCACUUCAGACUAGUGAUGAGUUAGAAUAGAGGAGUGCUCCCAGACCUCUUGCUUCAAACAGAAUGCAACUCCUCCCAGAACCGGUCAGGCAUAGGAACCCAAAGCAUUUCUCUCUGAGACAGGAUGUGGCCUAACAGGAAACCACAACCCAAAAGUCAUGAAAUGAUUUCCUAUUGCUAGUUUCUUGUACUGACCCUGCAGGUAGGAGCAGAACCACUAUAAUGGCUUACCUUUAAUUCCUUGUGCCACCACAAUGGAACACCAUGUGAACUCCUUGAAGCAAAUGCCGUUAAGUGGUGACUCCAUCAAAAGGCCAAGCCAGGGGUGAAAUCACACCGAAUUCUAAGACAGCUGUAAGGUUGGAUGGUCCAGGCAUGAAUACUGACAUCUUCUUAAGUUUGUAUGAUGCUUAGAACAGCAGCUUUUUACCCCACUGUAGGUACCACUUGUGUACCUACAGAUCAUUUCACACUAUUAGUCUUCCUAUUUACUAUUAAAUCACCUGAUAUUUGAUAUUGGAUAAAUUCCCCAAAACAAUAUCAUAAUAUUAAACUCUUCCUAUCUCUUUGCAUAGGUGCCACCGCUUUCUCUAUGUAAUGCCAACUGCCAUCCUGGUUACGGGAAGAAAAAGAAGGAG